AUGCGCGUGCGUUGUUUUCAGUUGAUUGUUUGUUGCAGCAUUUUCCCGUUCUGUUCCCAGUGCAUCGGCGUGGGCAACUACCGCCCCUGGGUGGUCUUCGUGGUGUCGCUUUGCCUUUGGACCCUUCUUAGUUGCUGCAUCACUGCUUCGGCCCUUUUCCGCAGUCGCCACAUCCGCAGUCGGCGGCUGGCAGUGGGGCACCGUCCACUUGUCCUAGCGGCGGCUUCGCUCGCUGCGCUGACCAGCGUCUGGCUGCUCAUCCUCCUAGCUCUCCACGCCUACUUGGCCCUCACGGGGCUGACGACGCUGGAAUGGGCCAAGGGCCUGCCGCCAGGAGCCACAACCGAGCCAGAGCCCAGGUGCCGCCUGGUGCCAAUGGCGGGAGAACCCCUGAGACCCCGAAGUGCUUCAGCUGCAUCCGCCUUGUCGCACAAGGAGGAGCCCGAGGAGGAGGUCUCUCCGGCUUCCGCGGCCGCUCGCUGGGCUUUACUGCGCGAUGCAGUGCGCCGAGAUGAGCGGAGGCCUAACUGGCAGAUGCUCUGGAACAGGCACCUGUCGCUGUCUUCGGUGGCCACUUUGGAAGACAGCUCCAGCGAAGAGGAUGCCAUCGCCGUUCAGGCCUUUUCCCCAAUUACUGGUACCUCAGCAACCUCGGCAACCAGCCCGGCGAAAAGCAGGCCGGGCUUCGAUUCGAGAAACGGAGAGCGACGUACGUGA
Messenger RNA from Symbiodinium sp. CCMP2592, 717 nucleotides. The record is from the annotation of a GenBank genome assembly. NCBI's taxonomy places the organism in Eukaryota, Dinophyceae, Suessiales, Symbiodiniaceae.